UUUCAGCGAGUCAGAAGACUUGAACCUAAUGAAGAAGACGGCGCCCAUCUUGGAUUUUGGGUUAGGGGUAUUGAAGGCUUUGAACAUCAUGGCUGAAUAUUGGAAAUCUCAACCGAGAAAGCUGUGUGAAUUUUGCAAGUGCUGGAUUACUGACAACAAAGCGAGUGUAGAGUUUCAUGAGAGAGGCAAAAAACACAAGGAAAAUGUACAGAAGAGAAUUGAAGAGGUUCAGAAGAAGGGAAAAGAAACAUGUCAGGCCCAAAAACAACUUAAAAUGGAUUUAGCAGCCAUUGAAGCGGCAGCACUGAAGGCCUAUGANGGCUACUUGGUUCAGAAGAAGGGAAAAGAAACAUGUCAGGCCCAGAAACAACUUAAAAUGGAUUUGGCAGCCAUUGAAGCAAUUGUCAAUGUUAUAGGUUGUUUCAUUUCAUAUGAAGGAGGCCAGCCCACCAUGCAAUGCAUGCAUGGUUGGAAUAUCGGUCAAGCUCCUCACGGUUAUUAUUACUAUUACAAUUCGACGACACAAGCAUCCCAGUGGGAGUCGCCUUCUUGUUUGCCUUCUCCGACACAGGACAGUACAAGAAAUUCCAAGGAAGAGAAAGCAGGCAGUGCAGAGCAGCAAGCUGGUAUUCAGAAUGAUGAAAAAGAAAGUAAAGAUAAAGAGACCAAGCAGAAGGAGGUGAAGAACUCUCCUUAUGGACAAUGGACUACAGUUCAAACAUUUGAACCGCCGCCUGAACCAAUUAAGACAGAACCAUCAAACGGGAUCGACACUAAAGAAGUCCCGGCGUCAGAAGCUGAUAAGACAGAGGCUAAAUUCAAGGAACGAUCCACUCCUAAAAUCACCUUCCGUCCGAGUGGGGAAGGCCGUGAAGUGGCGUUCAAGAAGCGUAAACUUAACCCUGACAAGAAGAGGAACAUUCGACAGACUGAUCCCAAUAAAGCUAGCUAAUAGUUAUGAUCCUUGUUAGGUUUAUUUAAUUAGAAAACAUGCAACGAUACGGCGCCGAGAGGAUUAACAAAUAUGUCAAAAAAAAAAGCAAGAACGUCUUUACAUCGCUGAACUUUUUUUUUUUUCCUUUUUUGGCGUAUUAGGAAACCUUUCUUGUCACCUUAGCUCCGCAGGCAGCCGUUACUUAAUGGGUUCAAGACAGUACAGUAUGUCUUUGGGCCCUUUCCUUAUCUGAUCUUCAUGUACAGUGAUUUCAGCGAUGUGACGAGCUCUUGAGCGUAAGAGCUGUGUAUACGCUUACUCUCUUUGCACACAUCCUCCGCAUGACCUCUUUCAAUCCUCCAAAGCCCGAGCUAAUUUCCCCUCUCCUUGAAACGUUUGGCCAAAGCAGUAGAGAAGACCAAGAUAGCGUUCUCAGACCAAACAACAAUCACCAGAGUUAAAUUGGGUGACAAAUAACUCAUGACUGUGACUGAAAUGAUGGCAGAAUGAAUUAAAGUUAUACAAACUAAUCUUGUAAGACA
Molecule: messenger RNA, 1476 nt
Organism: Orbicella faveolata
Lineage: Eukaryota; Metazoa; Cnidaria; Anthozoa; Scleractinia; Merulinidae
Biological process (GO): mRNA splicing, via spliceosome
Cellular component (GO): nucleus; precatalytic spliceosome
Molecular function (GO): zinc ion binding; RNA binding; protein binding
Source: RefSeq, a predicted model, not a curated record